AUACACUCGUGCCUAACGUGGUCCAACAGAAAACGACAACCUGAUGUCAACAGUAUUCAGUACUGAGCCUUAGCAACAACAAUACACACAUACUUCAGGUAUUAUUACUACUAGCUCAACUUCAGACCCUGUCAAGGAGCUGCUCUGCAAAACAUCUGAUAUUCAAAACAGAAAAAUGCAAAGUUGACCUACUCCACAAUAACCUCUACGCGGCCGGCGACUCGAGGCUACCGGGACGCUGAGGUCCGCGGCUACGUGGACGUGACCGAGCGUCGGCGCCGCUUUGCUGCACAGGUGCUCUCCGCCCUCCUCGCCGCCACGAGCCGCGCUCAUUCGCUCCCCUCCGCAGCCCGGAUGUAGCGCACAGGACCGCACAGUCCUCCACUCAGCGAGAAUAACAUGGCGCUGGCGGACACAUAACGGUGCCCACCACCACAAUAAUAACAAUAACAACCAUCCACGACGACGGAGCGAAAUAAACGACGGGACAUGUGAGCUGCUCGACCCCGGCGCAGGCAGGUUUGCCAGGUUUUCCAGGGUUUUCCAGCAUGUUUGGGAAGAAGAAGAAGCGGCUGGAGAUCUCAGCCCCGUCUAACUUUGAGCACCGGGUCCACACAGGCUUCGACCCGCGGGAGCAGAAGUUCACCGGGCUGCCGCAGCAAUGGCAGAGCCUGCUAGCGGACACUGCCAACCGGCCCAAGCCCAUGGUGGACCCGUCCUGCAUCACCCCCAUCCAGCUGGCGCCAAUGAAGAUAUCUCCCAAGAAAGUGCGGUCGUCUGAAACGCCGUUGCCCAAAACCAUCGUACGAGGGAACCGGCCUCCCAAAGACGCCUCCAUCAACGGCCUCCUCGAGGAAUUCGACAACAUCUCGGUGACGCGCUCCAACUCCUUGCGCAAAGAGAGCCCCCCGGGUCCGCACCAGGCCGGCUGCAGCUCCAAACCCCCCGGCAGCGCUCACCCCAACGCCCCGGAGGAGAACGGAUUCAGCCACUACUACUCCCGCUACUCCUGUGACCUCGACACCUCCAGCAGGGACUUCUCUCAGGAUCCCAGCAAGCCGGGCUUCUCCAUCGACGGGGACUGGGCCGUGGGCCGGCACUACAGAUUCACCAAACAGAAUGGCCACUCCCACCCCAUACGCAGCCCCUUCUACCCAGACGCCAUGCCCCAGAAGUCGGACUACGGCAAGCUGCCCCCAGACUACCACACGUACCUGGAGAGCAAGGGGCGCUCGGCCGACGAGGUGGCGUCCACGGUGGGGAGCGGGGUGGGCUCCAGCGGCUACUACAGAGCGUCCGUGGGGGGCUCGUCCAGCCAGGACUACCGGGACACCUCGGUGGGCACGCCGUCUCGCGCCUCGCUGCACAGCGAGCAGAUCAACUACCCCGACAGCGAGUGGAGCUACGGCGGCCUCCGGGACGAGUACGAGAAGCGGCCCAAGAGCUCCUACGUGACGCAGACCAGCCCCACGCCCGCGAUCAGGCAGCGGUCCCGGUCGGGGUCCGGGCUGCAGGAGCCCAACGUUCCGUACGCGGCCGGCGGGGGGUUCAAGAACCCCCCGCAGGCGCAUCCGUACAGCUCCUACACUUACCCGCGGCUCUCGGAAAGUCUCACCAACUCACAGACGUUAGCUAAGGGGGACUACGAUCGCCCAUCUCGUGACGGCAGCCCCCAGGUUGCGGGUGGCGACACCUACCCCCGAGGACCUCUUAAGCUACCUCAGAGCCACACCAAGCCCCCGGGGUACCCCCCCAUGCAUCUGCCCUACCCGCCUGUGUUUCACCAUUACAAACCCUCACCCUACCACCACCCCCCCUCCCAGCCCAGCCCGCCGUACACCCCCCAGGGGGCCUAUUCCCAGCCCUCAUCCCCCUACAUCCCCCCUGGGGCCUACCCGCCCCCUUCCUGGGGGUCCAGCUCUGACACUCAACCCUCCCGAGUCUCCCAUGAACAGUUUAGAGCUGCACUUCAGCUGGUCGUCAACCCAGGUGACCCCCGGGAAUACCUGGAUAGCUUUAUUAAGAUCGGCGAGGGCUCCACGGGCAUCGUGUGCAUUGCUAGUGAGAAGCACAGCGGCAAGCAGGUGGCGGUGAAGAAGAUGGACCUCAGGAAACAGCAGAGGAGAGAGCUGCUCUUCAAUGAGGUGGUGAUCAUGAGGGACUACCACCACGAGAAUGUGGUGGACAUGUACAACAGCUACCUGGUGGGAGACGAGCUGUGGGUGGUGAUGGAGUUUCUGGAGGGCGGGGCGCUCACCGACAUCGUGACGCACACCAGGAUGAACGAGGAGCAGAUCGCUACCGUUUGCCUGUCGGUGCUCAGGGCUCUGUCCUACCUGCACACGCAGGGCGUCAUCCACCGCGACAUAAAGAGCGACUCCAUUCUCCUGACCAGCGACGGCAGGAUCAAGCUAUCAGACUUCGGCUUCUGUGCCCAAGUUUCCAAAGAGGUGCCUAAGAGGAAGUCCCUGGUGGGAACGCCCUACUGGAUGGCACCGGAGGUCAUCUCUAGACUGCCUUACGGGACUGAGGUUGACAUCUGGUCUCUGGGGAUCAUGGUGAUCGAGAUGGUGGACGGAGAGCCGCCCUACUUCAACGAGCCCCCUCUGCAGGCCAUGAGGCGGAUACGGGACAACCUGCCGCCGCGGCUAAAGGAGUCGCACAAGGUGUCCUCGGUGCUGCGCUCCUUCCUGGACCUGAUGCUGGUGCGGGAGCCGUCGCAGCGGGCCACGGCCCAGGAGCUGCUGCAGCACCCCUUCCUCAAGCUGUCGGGGCCGCCUUCCUGCAUCGUGCCCCUCAUGAGACACUACCGGCACCGCUGAGCCGCCGGCGCCGCCCGGCCCACCCCACUCUGAGAACACGCCUCACUGCACACACGCCACCAGGGCGGCCGCCGUCGCCCAGCCAGAGCGGCCCCGGCGCCCGGGGCCGGGCCACUAACACUCACCUGUAAUUGUGACGUAGAUUACAUAGAGGAAUAUCUAAGAAAGACACUUUAAAACGAAAAAAAAAAAAAAAACAAGCUACUGUUUCACAACCCGAGAGCUGACGUAGCGCACGGCGCCAGGAUCGACUGGACGCCCGCUCCCCGUUCGUUCUGCUGCAGUCACGUCUCUUCCCCAGAGCCUCCGGCUCCGCAGGGAGCCGCGGCCCAGAGGCGGCGCCCGCCUCCGGGCCGGAUCCGACGGCUGCUCCAUCGGAUCGCUCGCCUCGCGCACUAACGGUGAAAAUGUAUUUUAGAGAAACUUGUAAGUUUUUCUGUACAGUUUUGGUAAUUUGCAGUAUUUUAUUGUGUCGUAACCAUUGUGAUAUGAGCAGUAUUAAAUAGUUUCUGCAGAGAUCUUUCCUACUGUUUAUAAUCCGAUUUUUGCUUAAAAAAUAAUGAGAGAAAUCCCAAAUAAACCCCCUAAACCUACCUGUUACUAGAAAUACUAAAUAUAUUUAUUAUCUUACAUUUGUAGACAGAACUUCCAUUAAAUGUUGGGGAAAAGGGUAACGUCAGAAUUUUGUAUGUUUAAAGUAUUUAUUUAUUUAUUUAUUGCAACGUUUGCUUUUCUGGGGGUAGCGUGGCCUUUUUCUGUUCAUUUCUAUCUGUUGGCUUUUCGUUAAGGGUUCUAAUAAGCGCAGCGGCAAACAGUGAUAUGAGCUGAUGUCUCAUCCCAGCUUUACCCUCCUCCUAUUUAUAAGGUCGCCAUGCCCUGUAUUUAUGACACUGUAACUACACCAUGCAUUUAAAUGUAGCACACACUGAGUGGACUUGACCAAAAAAGAAAAGUUCUUCUACACAAACCUGUUUUCUUUUCUAUUAGGAGCCUCGUCCCUAUUCAUAGCUUCGUAUCUGAGUCUCCCGCCUAGAUGUACCACACAGAUUUCAGGAUGCUGAUAAAAGGUCUUGUUUUCUUCUCACAUCCUCACCGUCUCAGUCAGACACACACUCGCGAUCACCCGAAACCAUGCUGUCACCCCCAUGUCUGGUCGGACCGGGACAACAGUGUAAUCCUCCUCCUCCCUGCAUCGUUUUGACUCAUCACUCACUGUGAUAUGUAAAUAUGACUGUGCGUAUGUCAGAGUGUGUCUGUGUGUUUAGAAGAGGUGCAUCAGUGUGUGUGUGUGUGUGUGUGUGUGUGUGUGUGUGUGUGCGUGCGUAGCCCGUGACAACGUGUCGGGACCUGAAUGAGUAACACUUAUCUGUGGUGUUGGACAGUACAGUGAUAUUGCAUGUUUGUUAUCAGUGGAGCUGGUUUCAAUUAAAAAACGCCCAUAAAAACA
Messenger RNA from Betta splendens (Siamese fighting fish), 4269 nucleotides. RefSeq names its product p21 protein (Cdc42/Rac)-activated kinase 5 (gene pak5). Gene Ontology annotation, molecular function: ATP binding; protein serine/threonine kinase activity. Gene Ontology annotation, biological process: apoptotic process; cytoskeleton organization; intracellular signal transduction. The record is from RefSeq and is a predicted model, not a curated record. NCBI's taxonomy places the organism in Eukaryota, Metazoa, Chordata, Actinopteri, Anabantiformes, Osphronemidae. Gene Ontology annotation, cellular component: cytoplasm. The coding region runs from base 549 to 2822 and encodes 757 amino acids. The transcript is spliced from 13 exons.